ACGACACUGGUGCUGGCGGGAAAGGUGUAGUAUUGACAGAAGCAGGAGUUUACUACGACGUUUCAGUGUUUCCUGUCUGAGUGUUUAUCGACCGCCCUGUGCCACACAGCCGGCAGAGAAAGUCUUCAGGUCGCUUUGACGCUUUGGGGGGCAUGGAGCCUCUGCGGAAGGAGGGAAAGGAUAAUCCGUUGGCUUCAGCUAAUCUUCUCUCUAAGAUUUUCUUCUGCUGGCUGAAUCCCUUGUUCAAAAUUGGGUACAAGAAAACAUUGGAGGAAGAUGACAUGUUCAGUGUUCUACCCGAGGAUGCAUCUGAUAGACUGGGGGAGCAGCUACAAUGGUACUGGAACAGAGAGGUUCAACGGGCAGCAAAAGACCUGCGCCAACCGAGUCUAACUAAAGCUCUUGUCCAGUGCUACUGGAGAUCAUACGCACAUACUGGAAUAUACAUAUUUAUAGAGGAAGUUAUCAGAGUCAUCCAGCCAGUGCUUCUCGGGAAAAUGAUCGUGCAUUUUGAAAGUUACGACCCCGCCAACACAGCUGCUGUCUACGAGGUCUACAGCUACGCUACAGGCAUCUCCCUGUCCACCAUCGCACUGACUGUCCUUCACCAUCUCUAUUUUUACCAUGUUCAGCGAGAGGGCAUGAGGAUUCGUGUGGCCAUGUGCCACUUGAUCUACAGGAAGGCUCUUUCUCUUAACAGCAAAGCAUUUGCCAAAACCACCACAGGACAAAUAGUGAACCUAUUAUCCAAUGAUGUCAACAAAUUUGAUGAGAUAACUUUAUAUUUGCACUUUCUGUGGAUUGGGCCAAUACAAACAGCUGUUAUAAUUGUAUUGCUGAUGUAUGCAAUCGGCCCAUCAUGCCUUGCAGGAAUGGCUGUCUUCUUUAUCUUGAUGCCAGUGCAGACUAUGUUUGGACGAUUGUUCUCUCAUCUCAGGGCUGAAACUGCAGUCUUAACGGAUGACAGAAUACGCACCAUGAAUGAAGUCAUCACUGGGAUCCGUGUUAUAAAGAUGUAUGGCUGGGAGAAGCCUUUCGCUGCCUUGGUGGAUGAGCUCAGAAGAUUAGAAAUCUCAAAGAUCAUGAAAAGCUCGUACCUGCGGGGCUUGAACAUGGCCUUCUUCUUUGUGGGAAGCAAGAUCAACAUCUUCGUCACCGUCUGUGUCUACGUACUGACAGGGAACACGCUGUCUGCUAGCAGCAUAUUCACAGCUGUGUCCCUCUACGGGGUGAUCAGGCUCACCAUCACGCACUUUCUUCCCUUCGCCAUGGAGAAGGUUUCUGAGUCUCUCAUCAGCGUCAGAAGAAUCAAACAUUUUCUCCUGCUGGAUGAAGUGGCUCCGCGGCACCUGGGGUUUCCUGCAGCAGAGAAUGAGAGCAUGGUGAAGAUUCAGGAUUUGAUAUGCUACUGGGACAAGUUGCUCGAGGCUCCAUCUUUACAGAACGUGUCAUUCACAGUGAAGGCGGAGCAACUCCUGGUGGUUAUUGGACCUGUUGGGUCUGGAAAGUCAUCCCUCCUCAGUGCCAUCCUUGGAGAGCUGAGUCAGGAGAGCGGUGUGAUAAAGGUCAAAGGAGAGCUGACGUACACGUCUCAGCAACCAUGGAUUUUACCUGGUACCAUUCGUAGUAACAUCCUUUUUGGCAAAGAGCUCAACAUCCAGAAGUACAACAAAGUUCUAGGAGCCUGCGCCCUCAAGAGAGAUAUGGACCUGCUACCGGGUGGAGACCUGGCGAUGGUCGGGGACAGGGGGGCCAACCUCAGUGGAGGACAGAAGGCAAGGGUCAGCUUAGCAAGAGCAGUGUAUCAGGAUGCAGAUAUCUACCUGUUGGAUGACCCGCUCAGUGCUGUGGAUGCUGAGGUGGGAAGGCACCUCUUUGAAGAGUGCAUUUGUGGACUAUUGAAAAAGAAACCUCGCAUCCUUGUUACUCAUCAGCUGCAGUAUCUGAAGGCUGCAGACCAGAUUGUUGUCUUAAAGGAGGGUCAGAUGGUGGCACAUGGGACCUACAGUGAGUUACAGAGCUCUGGUUUGGACUUCACCUCCCUGCUUAAGGAGGAGGAGGACAAGGAGGAGGAGAGGCAGGGCAUGACCUCAAUCUCUGCGACUGUCUCUCGCUGUGCCAUGUCGCCCUCUGUCAAUUCAAAGUCCUCUCUGUCCUCCCUCUCUUCCUCUCAGUACUCUUUGAUUGAAGGAGCAGAGCCACUCGCCAAGGUAGUGCAACCUGCGGACGAAGAAAGACGCUCAGAAGGAAACGUCGGCCUGCGUAUGUAUGUGAAGUAUUUCAGGGCAGGCGCCAACUUUAUGCUCCUCCUGGUCCUCGUUUUGCUAAACGCUCUUGCACAUAUUGCAUUUGUUCUUCAGGACUGGUGGCUGGCUUGCUGGGCCUCUGAACAGAAGCACAUCAAUGUGACAGAGCACCUCAAUGGCAGCUCCUCCCAGCAGCUGGACCUUGACCUGUACCUAGGUGUUUACGCAGGUUUAACAGCCACUUCAGUAGUGUUUGGCUUCCUACGCUGCUUGGUCUUCUUUAAUGUCCUGGUGAGCUCGGCUCAAACCCUACACAACAGCAUGUUUAAUGCCAUCCUAAGGACCCCGGUGCACUUUUUCAACGUCAAUCCAAUCGGAAGGAUCCUCAACAGGUUCUCGAAAGACAUCGGUUACCUGGACUCUCUGCUCCCAUGGACGUUUGUGGACUUUAUCCAGGUGCUUCUCCAAGUCAUUGGAGUGAUUGCAGUCGCAGCUCUCAUCAUCCCCUGGACCCUUAUUCCUGUUAUCCCCCUCCUGGCUAUCUUUCUAUUCCUGCGACGCUACUUCCUGAAGACCUCCAGGGACAUCAAGCGCCUAGAGUCUACCACUCGGAGUCCGGUAUUCUCCCACCUUUCCUCCUCUCUCCAAGGCCUGAGCACCAUCCGUGCCUUUAAGGCUCAACAAAGGUUUCAGCAAAUGUUCGAUGAAUAUCAAGAUAUUCACUCAGCUGCCUGGUUCUUGUUCCUGACAACCUCUCGCUGGUUUGCUGUACGACUGGACGGAAUUUGCUCAGUUUUUGUCACCAUCACUGCUUUUGGCUGCCUGUACCUCAGAGAUGGACUGGAUCCAGGUGCAGUGGGUUUGGCUCUGUCUUAUGCUGUGACACUAACGGGCAUGUUCCAGUGGGGAGUCAGACAGAGUGCAGAAGUUGAGAACAUGAUGACAUCAGUGGAGAGAGUGGUUGAGUAUGCCGAGCUGGAGAGUGAAGCACCCUGGGAGACGGACAAACAGCCUCCGCCUGACUGGCCAAAGACAGGCUCCAUCACCUUCAACAGAGUCAACUUCUCCUACAGCGCCAGUGAGCCUUUGGUCCUGAAGAACCUGACUGUUGUGUUCACAGCACGAGAAAAGGUUGGCAUCGUUGGACGUACUGGUGCUGGUAAAAGCUCCCUGAUCGCUGCCUUGUUCCGGCUGGCAGAACCUGAAGGGAGCAUAAUGAUCGAUGGUUUUCUGACUUCUGAGAUUGGCCUUCACACCCUGCGCCAGAAAAUGUCCAUCAUCCCACAGGACCCAGUUCUCUUCACGGGCACCAUGAGGAAGAAUCUGGACCCUUUCAGGCAGCACACAGAUGAGGACCUGUGGAAUGCACUCCAAGAGGUACAGAUGAAGGCCGUGGUGGAGGACCUGCCCAAUAAGCUGGAGACGCUGCUGACUGAGUCGGGCUCCAACUUCAGCGUGGGCCAGAGACAGCUGGUGUGUCUGGCCAGGGCCAUCCUCCGGAAAAACCGCAUCCUCAUCAUUGAUGAGGCCACGGCUAAUGUGGACCCCAGAACUGACAUCCUCAUCCAGCAGACGAUCCGGGACAAAUUUCAAGACUGUACCGUCCUCACCAUCGCUCACAGGCUCAACACUAUCAUUGACUGUGACAAAAUACUGGUUCUGGCUGCUGGCAGGAUCCAGGAGUAUGACCGGCCCUAUGUGCUGUUGCAGAACCAAGACGGGCUCUUUUACCAGAUGGUCCAACAGACAGGCAGAGCAGAGGCCGCCUCGCUGCUGCACACAGCCAAACAGGUGUACAUGAACAGAAAGCAGCUGACAGACGUGCGCCAUCCCAAGGACAUCUGUGCCAUCUUCGAGACGUCACUUUGACACUUUGGAGAGCGGAUCCAGCCAUCACUGACCAGUCCUUUUACCAGAUUUCUCUUCUAUGAUCCAAAAUAUCCCAGCAGGCUGAGUGUUUGUUGUGCUUAAUUUGAUCGGUACAGUCCUUGAGUGUGCAACAGGAGUAUCUGAGGCAGGAUGUGCCUUUAUUGACAGCAUAUUACUGCAUGACUGUUUAUUGAUCAUACCUUUCUAUGUUUAUGUAUGAGUGCUCCAGCCUCUUGGGUAGCUUCAACCCUGCUCUGGUGCUCAAAUGAGUGCACAUAUUGGACAUGUUAAUCCUGCUGCAAUAAAUUACUGUUGGCUUUAAUAACGCUUUUAUAGCCAGAAUUGUUCCAAAGCAGGAUUGGUGGCAUCUUUUUAUUAUUUAGAAAUGCUAAAAAAGACCGGAACCUAAGAAGAGACAGCAAUCUUUUUCAGUAAUGAUUGUGCCUUAAUCAGAGUAUUGAUUUCUCUUUCUAAUUGCACUGUUUUAACUGAGUAGGCUUGCAGCACUUUGACGAUAAUGGUUUUGUGUCUACCUCAGCUCCUGUCAGCAGGGGAUAGUUAAAUUUGAAUGUAGCAUGGCAAUGAGAAUGAGAAACAACAAGGAAGUGGGGCAGAAGUUUUAAGUUUGUUGCCUUAAAUUUUUUUUAGUGUACUGUGAACUUUCUCUGUUUACUUUUUGACGGUAUGAUUGUGCUUUAUUUAGAAGGGGUGUACUGUAGAUGUUGCACUUUAGCAUCAGUCUUAGAGACUAAAAUUCUUCCCUUAGGGCCAGCUCAGACGACACUAAUUCAGCCAGAUUUUGGCCGGACUGCAAGUUCGCAGCUUAUCAUCACAACUAAGACUCGACAAGACUAGCAUCCCAGAAUUUUUCUUGCAUCGUCGUCUACUUUAACACCCUGACCUGACAUCAAUGACAUGAAUCCUGAUGUCUACCAAUUAGCAAAAAUCUACUAGCAUUGCAUCGAGCACUUCUAUGAAUCACUCUCUUUGACUGAUGACCCGUGAACUUGCACACAGUUGCAGAGACAUUUGGGACAUCAGCGUACAGUGAGCCAUUAGGAUUCCACUUGUUGAAUGGCCCGGCCGUUUGCCAAGAUGGGCCAGAGUUCUCGUUGCAUACUCUGACCUGGUGCCACUGCGAAUGACCAAAACAACUGUGUAGUCUGAGCUGCAAAUAGAUUGAGUGCAGCUGUUUAUAGCACUGAUCUCCAUUCUAAUAUUCAGCCCAAAUGUGGUUGAGUUUUUAAUUCUUUUCAGUGCUUUAGAUCAAAUUCAGUCUUUUUUUCAGUUUCCAACCUGUUGCACUCUUGCUACAGAACUCUGCAAUUGUGGCACCACAAACAACAUCCCACAGCAGGCCAGGCUGUCACUCCUCCCCUUGUGGUGGCAAAGAAGCUAAAAGAAGUGUCUGGCCAUCACUGUGAAUACAGAAAUGGUGUGGCAGAGACGUGAUGUAAGCAAGCAGCGAGAAGAGGCUGGUGCAAUUAUGGCGGAAGAGAUUAGUGUGGAUGGUGCUAUAG
Molecule: messenger RNA, 5635 nt
Organism: Cheilinus undulatus (humphead wrasse)
Lineage: Eukaryota; Metazoa; Chordata; Actinopteri; Labriformes; Labridae
Product: ATP-binding cassette sub-family C member 4-like
Exons: 31
Coding region: 153-4115 (1320 amino acids)
Biological process (GO): transmembrane transport
Cellular component (GO): plasma membrane
Molecular function (GO): ABC-type transporter activity; ATP hydrolysis activity; ATP binding
Source: RefSeq, a predicted model, not a curated record